UGAACGUGUCAAGUCGGAAGGUUUUCAAGCGGGUUGCGAAGUGUUGCGCAGUAGGAAUCGGGUGGAAAAUUUAUAAAAACGGCCCACAUCAGCAAAGCGGUGGUGGAAAUGUAAUAGAACAGAGGCAAAAAAAUCGUAUAUACGCGCACACAACAGCUGUAGGCUGAAAAGAAAAAUUAAAAUUACUGCGCAACUUACACACGAAACCUGUUAAUGUUAAGUUUUUGAUAAUUUUUCUGAAAUAUUUAAUUUCUUAAUACUAGCGUCCAAGACGACGUACCAAAAUGGUCGAGAACGAAAAUAAAAACCUGUUAAAUGAUAACAGAUUGGGUAUAAGUGGAAAUGGCAGCGCUGCUCAAUUGAAGGCACAGAUAGUGCCUGCGCAGCCCAAAACAUUACAGCAUUUGCCGAAAAGACCCGCUGUUGACUUGGGGUUCCAUAAUUUAACAUAUCGCGUGAAGGAAGGCAACCGAAGCAAUGCCAAAACAAUACUUAAAGGUGUUAGUGGACGGUUACGUUCGGGUGAGCUUACUGCCAUUAUGGGACCAUCUGGGGCAGGAAAAAGUACGUUACUCAACAUUUUGUCUGGCUACAAAACGUCGAGUAUUGAAGGCAGUGUCACCAUGAAUGGUGCCGAGCGUAAUAUAAGUACAUUUCGUAAACUUUCUGCAUACAUAAUGCAGGAUAACCAAUUACACGGGAAUUUAACAGUGCAGGAAGCCAUGUCCGUUGCAACAAAUCUAAAGCUGAGCAAAAAGUUUACCAAACCAGAAAAAAAUUCAAUGAUUGAUGACAUUUUGCUGACGUUAAGUCUGAGCGAACACCGCAAUACCCUUACACGAAAUCUAUCCGGUGGCCAAAAGAAACGUCUGUCUAUUGCUUUGGAGCUGAUAACAAAUCCGCCUGUAAUGUUCUUCGAUGAGCCCACCUCUGGGCUGGACAGUUCGACAUGCUUCCAGUGCAUACAUUUACUGAAGAUGUUGGCCGCUGGCGGUCGAACUAUAAUUUGCACCAUACAUCAGCCGUCAGCACGCUUAUUCGAGAUGUUUGAUCAACUCUAUACUUUAGCGGACGGUCAAUGUGUGUACCAAGGCAGCACAAGACAGCUGGUGCCAUUCCUAUCUACACUGAACCUUGAAUGUCCCAGUUACCACAAUCCGGCGAGCUAUGUUAUCGAAGUGUCUUGUGGUGAACACGGUGAUCACACACGAAAGCUCGUCGAGGCAAUUGAUAACGGCAAACGCGACAUUCGCUCGUCGGCUGACUAUGCGGGACUGAAGGCGCGCAAUGAUCUAAUUAAGGUUCAAAACUUGAAGGCCAUUUUAGACAAGAAUGAUGCCUCCAACGUCAGUGGAAGCAAAUACGAAGAUAACCUAACUUUAAAUAAUGGAUUGCUCAGUGGCAUGGUCAACGACAUUGUGAAGACGAACCCAAGCAAGGUUCUUGUAAGCACUAAUGAUAAGGGUGAUUCUAUGAUCGACGUAGAGAAGACGGACAAUUGUACAACAGCACUGCUAUCAGCUGAGAUUACUUCGCCUGAACGUUAUCCAACAUCGCAGUUCCAUCAGUUUUGGGUGGUGUUGAAGCGUACAUUAUUGUUUAGCUAUCGAGAUUGGACCCUCAUGUAUUUACGUCUGUUUGCUCAUUUGUUGGUUGGAUUUCUGAUUGGUGCCCUUUAUUACGAUAUAGGCAAUGAUGGUGCUAAGGUUCUUAGCAAUUUGGGCUUUCUAUUUUUCAAUAUGUUAUUCCUAAUGUACACCUCCAUGACAAUAACUAUUUUAUCAUUCCCACUUGAGAUGCCUGUGCUGCUCAAAGAGAAUUUUAAUCGAUGGUACUCACUAAAAUCAUACUAUUUAGCUAUCUCUGUUGCAGAUUUACCAUUCCAGGCCAUUUUUUGCGUCAUCUAUGUUUCCAUCGUUUAUUACUUUACUUCCCAACCAUGGGAACUGCUACGUUUCUCCAUGUUCUUAUCGGCAUGUCUACUCAUAUCUUUUGUUGCGCAAUCUGUGGGGUUGGUCGUGGGAGCCGCGAUGAAUGUACAAAACGGGGUGUUUUUAGCACCUGUCAUGUCUGUCCCGUUCCUGCUAUUUUCCGGAUUCUUCGUUUCUUUCGACGCGAUUCCAGUGUAUUUGCGAUGGAUCACCUAUCUAUCCUACAUUCGAUACGGGUUUGAAGGCACAGCAUUAGCUACUUACGGCUAUGGACGUGAGAAGUUGAAGUGCUACCAGGUAUAUUGCCAUUUUAAAUCACCGAUGACCACGCUGGAAGAACUCGACAUGGUGAAUGCAAACUUCACCCUAGACAUUGUGGCACUUAUUGUGAUUUUCGUGGUUCUACGUAUUUCCGCAUAUCUCUUUUUACGUUGGAAAUUGAAGACUACGCGCUAAAUUUAUAGCCUUACCUUUUUUCGGUCCGAAAAGCUUUUUAUACAUUUAUAAUGGAGUAUUCUGUAUUCUUUUUGGGGUUUUUAUGUUUAUAUAUUUGAUGUCUUUAAUUAGAUGGCAUAGUUGUAAAUACAUUUUUAUUUAUAGUCACGUAAGCUAACAUCGAUCAAAAGGUUUCAUAAACAUGUAACCUGUGAAUAAAAACAAAUAUUUUAUAUAUA
This is a messenger RNA of Scaptodrosophila lebanonensis, 2605 nucleotides long. Its product is annotated as ATP-binding cassette sub-family G member 1. Lineage: Eukaryota; Metazoa; Arthropoda; Insecta; Diptera; Drosophilidae. Gene Ontology annotation, molecular function: ATP binding; ATP hydrolysis activity; ABC-type transporter activity. The transcript is spliced from 7 exons. The record is from RefSeq and is a predicted model, not a curated record. Gene Ontology annotation, cellular component: plasma membrane. The coding region runs from base 285 to 2387 and encodes 700 amino acids.